AUGCCUCGACCGGGCCUCCCACCCACGCCGGGCUCUUCAUCCGAUAUCAAGGGUGUAGACGGUACUCAGCAGCUGUCCUCUUUUCAACUCUCUUUCGAGCUGCCUCCUCCAGCAAUUCAUGAUGCUUCCCGCGUGUCCCCCACGAUGUCUUCCCAGGUUUCACCAACCAAUACCAAGUCGCACCCGCUUGUCACUACUUCUCCGGGAGCAACAUACCCCAUGCAGCCAGCCGAGACAGUGAAGGCGCGCCGUCGUUCCUCUGCUGCAAAAGAUUCAAAGGAUAACUCGUUUGCUCUUCCACCUCCGCCGACCCGAUCUCGCAAGAUCAUUCAGAUGAAACCUCGACAGGAGGAUGGUGGUGACAACAACACCAGUAAAGAUAAAGGGAAGACAAAUAGCAAGAGCUCUGCAGCGGGGAAGGCGGCUGCGGCGUCGACCAGCUCUAAAACGACAGCAGCGACAGGAGAUACGGCCGUUGACGAUAAGACGAAGAAGAAGCAACCCAGUGCCACAAGUGCAGCCGGACGAAAGAUUGCGAGGAAAACCGCACACAGUCUGAUCGAGCGUCGGAGGCGGAGUAAGAUGAACGAAGAGUUUGCUGUGCUAAAGGGCAUGAUACCAGCUUGCACAGGAGAUAUGCAUAAGUUGUCUAUCCUCCAGGCCUCGAUUGAGUAUAUUCGGUACUUGGAAGACUGCGUGUCCAAAUUGAAAGCACAACAAGAGGAAGAUAAUGGCCAAACUGAGUCUGGCCGCCAAACCCCCACAGGUCGCGACCGACUGCCAUCUAUACGUGAAUUCCACCCAACUUUCCAAGGCGAUCCAGCCGAUGACGACGAUGUUGAGAUGGAGGAUUCCGAUGUCACUUCACCCGCCAUGACUGCGAUGCAAGACCAUAACGCUCGCCAUCCAUCUGCAUCUCCUGCCCUUCUUCCUCAAGACUCUCGGGAUCGGGCACAGUCUUAUUCAUCAAUCUCAACAGAAAAUCGACGUUACAGCUAUAGUGUUUCUGCUGGAACUUCCCCGGCAUUUGGCCCGCAGAUAUACGGCGCACCCCAUUAUGCUCGUAGCGAUGCCUCAGCACCAGGUUCGGCUUUAACAAGUCCGGCUCUCAAUCCCCAGAGCGAGCUUGAUCAGGAGGCCAUGGCUGCAUUGUUGAUGCUGAACAACGAUCGUCGUGACUCCAAGGGUCGAGGCCUUUCGGUUCGUGAUCUACUCAGUACAUGA
Messenger RNA from Fusarium sp. VM40, 1224 nucleotides. NCBI's taxonomy places the organism in Eukaryota, Fungi, Ascomycota, Sordariomycetes, Hypocreales, Nectriaceae. The record is from the annotation of a GenBank genome assembly.